AUGGCUAAAGACGUAAUCUCAGAAAUUAUCGAAGACCACAAGAUCAUCAAGAAUCUUUGGCAACGCUUUGAAGGAGAAACAAAUAAUCGUGAAAGUCAGAAAAUUGCUAAUACUAUAAUUCGCGAAAUUGCAAUUCAUUCACAUUGUGAAGAAAUCCAUGUUUAUCCCUUGCUUGAAAAUCAUCUUCCUAACGGAAAAGAAGUAGCUGAUCAUAAUCGUGAAGAACAUCUUCAAAUCAAGAAUGAUCUCGCGAAAUUAGAUGGAAUGAAUGUUGUUGAUAGUGGGUAUAAAAAUCUCUUUGAUAAAGUUAUGAAGGAAUUCGAAAAACAUGUCGAAGAGGAAGAAAAUGACAUUUAUCCUAAAUUCAAAGAAUCCAUUUCUACUGACCUUCUUAAUGAACUUGGUGAAAACCCUCAUCCUAGCGCUCCUGAUAAGCCACCAGCAGAAACUAUUGAUUUCACUAAACAAUAUAACCGCCUAAAACAACAAUUACAAUUAAAUUCAUUUGAAUCGAAAACCGCAACAAAUAUUGUUCAAAAAAGUUCAAUUACUUUAAACAAUACAAAGAAGACAAGUAAGAGAUCACAAUUUUCUUUACAACAAGAAGAUAAGAUGAAAUCAUUGAACAAAUAUGCUAAUAGAAUUCAUCUUGGUAAAUGA
Molecule: messenger RNA, 660 nt
Organism: Diversispora eburnea
Lineage: Eukaryota; Fungi; Glomeromycota; Glomeromycetes; Diversisporales; Diversisporaceae
Source: the annotation of a GenBank genome assembly